This is a messenger RNA of Pan troglodytes (chimpanzee), 6691 nucleotides long. RefSeq names its product pleckstrin homology, MyTH4 and FERM domain containing H1 (gene PLEKHH1). The transcript is spliced from 29 exons. The record is from RefSeq and is a predicted model, not a curated record. Gene Ontology annotation, cellular component: cytoskeleton. The coding region runs from base 125 to 4303 and encodes 1392 amino acids. Lineage: Eukaryota; Metazoa; Chordata; Mammalia; Primates; Hominidae.
CGGCGGCCCGAGGGCGCCCGUGUGCCCAGUGCGCGGCGGGGACGGCCGCGAGCUCGCUGGAGGUGAGCGACCGGCGCUCCCGCCGCUGUGGGCUCCCCAGAAUAAUCCAGAAGUCGACUCCAUCAUGGCAGAACUCAAGGUGGAGGCGCCGGCCAGCGUAGACUGGCAGAAACGCUGCCUGACCCUGGAAACUCAGCUUUUCCGGUUCCGCCUACAGGCCAGCAAGAUAAGGGAGCUGCUGGCUGACAAGAUGCAGGAGCUGGAGCAGAGGCUGCUGGAGGCAGAGCAGAGAGCAGAGAACGCCGAGACCCAGGUGGGUGUCAUGGAAGAGAAGGUAAAACUAUCCAAUCUGAAGAAUGUGGACUCUGAGGGGAGCCUGCACCGGAAAUACCAAGAAUUGCUGAAAGCCAUAAAGGGCAAAGAUGAGCUCAUCAGCCAGCUAGAGGCUCAGCUGGAGAAGCAGAAGCAGAUGAGGGCAGAGGAAGCAAAAACUGUUCAAGAAAAAGCUGCAAAGAUCAAGGAAUGGGUGACACUCAAGUUGGCAGAGCUUGAGAUGGAGAAUCAGCAUCUGAAAAGCCAUAAUCAGCGCCUGGUGGAGCAGGUGGGAUCCCUUCAAGAUGCGCUAGAAGCUAUUCAGAUAGCUCCUUCACGGAAGCUGCUGGUGCCCCCCCACGGAGCUGCAGAGCAGGAUUCUGUCCCUUCAGAGCCGGGAAUCCAGCCUAUGGGCCAGGACAGUGGCUCCCAGGCCCAGGGUCUGAAGGCAGCUGUGCUUGCACCUUCCCCAGGUGCCCUGCAGAGCAAGGACUCUGUUUCUGAAGCAGCAAGCCCCUUGGAGGAUUCUAGUUCCAGCACGGUCCAUUCUGGGGAAACGGUAGAGGCCAAGCCCCUUCAACCUCAUCUGGGAAGAGAGAGCCCUCCCCACCAGCCAUGCAUGAAGCUUCUUACCUUCAGAUGUAGUUCAGCUUCCUGGGGUGAGGGUCUGGUUACUGCUCAGAGAGGGAUGCUCCCUGGGACAAAGACCUCUGCCAGGGAAGGUGGUCCUGGCAGCAGUCUGACCCUACCAAAGGUGCGGGCUCCUGGCACCCCGCGGGACAGCAUCCAGUUGGCCAAAAGGCACCACAGCCAGCCCCAGGUGGGCCAUGGGCACUUUGGCCGUGUGGUGAACAUUGAGACUGAGGCCUUCUCAGCCCUCCACCCCUCUGGCCUUCCUGAGCUGGAGUCCCGAGCUAGGUACCGGGAGGAACCAGAGAAGAUGGAGAUGGAGGAGCCACCCCCAGCAGGGAAGAAUGAGGAAAGAGAGAGCCCGAAGGCCCUUGGAGCUGAGCUGGAGGAAGUGGAGCUGGGUAACAAGCCACCUACACCCCCGCUGCACCAGUUUUCAUCCUGGGAGAGCCGGAUCUAUGCUGUGGCCACAUCGGGCAUGCGGCUCUCAGAUGUGUCUCCCAGAAGUAAUACUGCAUGCUGCGCUUCAAGCCCUCCUGCCCUUGUUUCCCCUGGGUCUUUCUCUGGCCUGGUCUACAAGAAUGUCACUGUGCCUGUCUACACAGCACUGAAGGGGAGAGCCACACAGAUCAGCAACAUGCCCUUUAUGGACGAGUCCUCUGGGUCUGACGAUGACUGCAGCUCUCAGGCGAGUUUCCGAAUCUCGGUCCCCUCCUCUGAGUCCAGGAAGACCAGCGGACUAGGCAGCCCCCGGGCCAUCAAGAGAGGCGUCUCCAUGUCCUCACUGAGCUCCGAGGGUGACUACGCCAUCCCCCCGGACGCCUGCUCACUGGACAGUGACUACUCAGAGCCAGAGCACAAACUGCAGCGCACCUCAUCCUACUCCACCGACGGGCUGGGCCUGGGCGGGGAGUCACUGGAGAAGUCGGGCUACCUGCUGAAAAUGGGGAGCCAGGUGAAGACGUGGAAGAGGCGCUGGUUUGUCCUGAGACAGGGACAGAUUAUGUACUACAAGUCCCCGAGUGAUGUCAUCCGGAAACCUCAAGGCCAAGUGGAUCUGAACUCCCGCUGCCAAAUUGUUCGAGGGGAGGGUUCACAGACGUUUCAGCUCAUCUCUGAGAAGAAAACCUACUACCUGACGGCCGAUUCACCCAGCCUGCUGGAGGAGUGGAUCCGAGUACUCCAGAGCCUGCUGAAGGUGCAGGCCACCGGGCCUCCAGCUCUGCUUCGGGGUGGCACCAAGCCCACCGUGAAGGGCUGGCUGACCAAGGUAAAGCAUGGCCACUCCAAGGUGGUCUGGUGCGCUCUUGUUGGGAAAACCUUCUACUACUAUCGGAGCCAUGAGGACAAGCUUCACGGAGCCUAUGUAUUCAGAGAGAGGAGACUCCCUCGUCCCCCACUGGCUCUCCCAUUCAUGGAAGACUGCUGUCCACAGCGACCCCUGGGCUGCCUGCCUGUGCGGGAUGCGCGCAUAGAGGAAGUAGAUCGAUCCUGUGACUCAGACGAGGACUAUGAGGCUGGAGGAACCAGACGGUUGCUUUCCUCCCACUGCACCCUGGUGAUCCACCCCACAGAGCACAGCCCCACCUACCUCCUCAUUGGCACCAAGCAUGAAAAGGAUACGUGGCUCUACCACCUCACAGUGGCUGCAGGUGGCAGCAGUGCCAAGGUGGGCACUGCCUAUGAGCAGCUCAUUGGAAAACUGAUGGAUGGUGAAGGAGAUCCAGAUUCACCGCUCUGGAGGCACCCCAUGCUGUGCUACAGCAAAGAUGGCCUAUACGCCUCCCUCACCACCCUGCCCUCUGAGGCCUUGCAGACGGAGGCCCUCAAGCUCUUCAAGUCCUGCCAGCUCUUCAUCAACGUGCCGGUGGAAGCUGCCUCAGUGGACUACCAUGUGUCCCUGGCCCAGACCGCACUGCAGGUCUGCCUGGUUCACCCCGAGCUGCAGAGUGAGAUCUACUGCCAACUCAUGAAGCAGACCAGCUGCCGCCCACCUCAGAAGUACUCCCUCAUGCAGUGCUGGCAGCUCCUCGCUCUGUGUGCUCCACUUUUCCUGCCUCAGCAUCACUUCCUCUGGUAUGUCAAGCAGCAGCUCCAACGCCAUGCAGAUCCCAGAAGUGAAACUGGCCAGUAUGCCACCUACUGCCAGCGGGCAGUGGAGCGGACCCUGCGGACCGGGGAGCGGGAAGCCAGGCCGUCGCGCAUGGAAGUGGUGUCCAUCCUGCUGCGUAACCCCUUCCACCACUCCUUGCCCUUCAGCAUCCCCGUGCACUUUACCAACGGGACUUACCAGGUGGUUGGUUUUGACGGCUCUUCCACGGUUGAUGAGUUCCUCCAGCGGCUGAACCAGGAGAUAGGCAUGAGAAAGCCAUCCCACUCUGGCUUUGCCCUCUUCACGGACGAUCCCUCGGGCAGGGACCUGGAGCACUGCCUGCAGGGAAGUGUCAAGAUCUGUGAUGCCAUCUCCAAGUGGGAACAAGCCAUGAAGGAGCUGCACCCCGGAAAGUCUGAGGGUGGGACACGCGUCGCGAAGCUGAUGUACAAGAACAGGCUGUACUUUCGCAGUCAAGUCAAAGGGGAGACGGACCGAGAACGGCUGCUCCUUGCCUCUCAAACUAGUAGAGAGAUAGUGGCAGGGAGGUUUCCUGUCAACAAGGAAUUGGCUCUUGAGAUGGCUGUCCUGAUGGCCCAGGUAGAAUAUGGGGACUUGGAGAAGCCUGCCCUGCCAGGCCCUGGAGGCACAUCCCCUGCCAAGGCUCAGCAUCUUCUCCAGCAGGUCCUAGACAGGUUCUACCCCAGGCGCUAUAGACAUGGGGCCCCCCCUGAACAGCUGAGGCACCUGGCAGAUAUGUUGACCACAAAAUGGGCAACAUUGCAAGGAUGCUCCCCUCCUGAGUGCAUCCGCAUCUACCUGACCGUGGCCAGGAAAUGGCCUUUCUUUGGUGCUAAACUUUUUGCUGCUCAGCCUGCCCAGCUGUCUUCCAAGGAGAACGCUCUGGUGUGGAUUGCUGUGAAUGAGGAUGGCGUCAGCAUCCUGGACCACACCACUAUGCAAGUGCACAUCACUUACCCCUACUCUUCAGUGACAACCUUUGGUGGCUGCAGGGAUGACUUCAUGCUUGUGAUUAGAUCUAUCCCAGACAAGAGCUCUGGAAAAAGCCACAUUGAGAAGUUGAUCUUCCGGAUGGCUGCUCCCAAGAUUGCAGAAGCUACCUUCAUCAUGGCCAGCUAUAUGAACCAUUGCACUACAACUGUGAACCCCCCCACCAACCCACCCGGAGCCUGCCAGCUGUGGGAACUGGAUGGACGACAGUUCUUUUCUUCUGUUUCCUGUGCUACCAAGGGGCCAACGUUGCUGUGAAUAUUUCUCCUACCCGAUUCCCCACCACCACUAGUGCCUCUGGAUUUAGAGAUAUAUAUCCUAGGGUAUGAUACUACUGUGACGGGUCUAACAGCCCCCGCCUACUCUUGUUCUGUGAAAUGUGUAUUUUAGUAUCUGUGAAGCCUUUACUCUCUAGGUGCCUUAUAAUGUUUCAGGGCUCAACUUUUUAAAAUCCAGACCCAGUGUUAAAACCAUUUAUUCCUUUUUUCAUAAGAAUAAUGACUCCAGAUGCUACCUGAUUCUAGACAUAGACAGGGAUGAUCCACUGUUACUGAGGGCAUCAGUGCUAUAAGUUAAGGCUUUCUGCACUGGUACUCUCAAGGAAGCUAAUUUUCUUUCUGGGGGGGCGGGGGACACUGUCACUAUGUCACCCAGGCUGGAGUCCACAGGGUUCAAGCAAUUCUCCUGCCUCAGCCUUUGGAGUAGCUGGGAUUACAGGUGUGCGCCACCAUGCCCGGCUAAUUUUUGUAUUUUUAGUAGAGAUGGGGUUUCACCGUGUUGGCCAGGCUGGUCUCGAACUCCUGACCUCAGGUGAUCUGCCCACUUUGGCCUCCCAAAGUGCUGGGAUUACAGGCAUGAGCCAUCGCCCAGCCCAGACGCUAAUUUUUUAAUAUUGUAUAUGGUCUUAUUUAUACUUGAAGUUUUGUGAACGUCGCUAAACAGGAUAGGACUAAAAUUUCCAAUUCUCCUACACUCUGUCAGAAGCCUAGAACUCACUAAACUGGGCUGCCUUUCCCAAAUGGGAAAGGUGCUGACAGAGUUGGAGAAAGAAGAAUAGACUCAUUCUUCCCCAUUAUUGGUAUGUAGGCAUUGGUACAGCCCCUUCUGGGGCAGUCUUUGCAGGAUAACAUGCUAUCCCUGCUAAGAUUCAAGCUGUUUUCCUCACACUGGACUUUAGGCCAAACCCAGUACCACGCAAUGUGCAAGCAAGGGCAGGAGGUAGGUCCAAUCUGACCCCUCCCUGUCUCAUUUUAAUGACUGGACAGCGCUUGGUGAAGGCUGUGUUCACUGUAGUGGGCCAUCAUUUGUUUCCUUGUUCUUGUAAAAGACCAAGCAAAUGCACUCUGCUUUUUGCUGCUGUAAGACCACCAAAAAUGAGUCAGAAAUACAGAAGACUAUUUCAGGCAUGUGGGCCUGGAUAUGCUCCUUGAGACUUCUGGCAAACUUCUGCUGGGAAUUAGUUUGAGGGUGAGGGUACAUAUGUGACAUUUGCCCUAGCCUAAGAGUAGCAGGUAAAAAAAAGUUUCUUUCAUCUUUUGCCUUACUGAUAAUACCAUAAUCCCCCUCAAUUCAGACCUUCUGAUUGAGUGCAGAGGAGACUAGACAGUCUCCUCUAGACAGGGUGUAGACACACCCUCCCCUAACAAAAACAAAAUGAAAGAGUUCAUACUCUGAUUUUCCAACAUCUAGGAAACUGAGUUUUAUUUCCUAGCUCUAAGGCAGCCUUACUAUGUGUCAGUAAAGUGCUGAAAACUGUAUAUUUAGCAGUAGCACCCAAAACCAAGCCUUUAACCCCAACAAUGUGUGUAUCUUUUGCACAGCAAAAACUGCGAGGCCAGAACUAGUUUAUCUGAACACCUCAGCUGCUGUAAGCUUCUCCUCUCUCACCCCGUAAACUGACAAGCAUGAUGAAAAAAGAAGCACAUCCAAGUUUCUGCCUCUUUUAAAUGUACUUGACUUUGCAAGGCAAGUAGUUUUACAGCCAUUUCUGUUCACACCUUUCACCCCAGGACUUGGGAAUCUAGCUGAGACAUUUCUACCUCGAACAAGUCACAUGUACCACAGGUUCCUGAAUAAUUCCUGCAGGGCUGGUGACAGACAUAACAGCUCUGGUUGUAUAAUAUCUUGGGUAUCUCUAAGGCCAAUAAGGAUAACAUUAUCUACCCAGAGAGUUUAAAAGAAAAGUAGGAGUCCGAAGGAAGAGUAAACAAGAAUGGAGCUGUGUUCACACUGAAUUUGGGGUCAAUCUAUUUCCCCCACCCUCUCUCCUCCCCAACCCUUCAGGAACCCUUUAGUUUAUUAAUCUUAUACAGAAGAAACUGCCUUAGAAACAAAGGAUUCAAUAAUUUGCUUAUUUAUUCUUUGUUAACAUGAGAGUCCCAUGUCUGAAAACCAAAGUCCAAUUUCUGUCUGGCCUUUUGUCUCAUCCUUCUUGGCAAAAGUAGCUUUUGAACUGAUAUAAAAAAAAAAAAAUGCUGAGUAACAGAAAAGUAUUAAUGUGCUUGACACCAUGACUGAAAUACUAUGAUCUUGUUUGUCAAUAAAAAGCAGCUAUCUGUGAACCAGGUAACUGUGUGUUUUGGAAGAUCUGUUUAUUAACAGUAAAUAAAUAAGCCCUGUACAGAACACAGGCACUAGGUUGACAGA